This is a messenger RNA of Ciona intestinalis (vase tunicate), 1585 nucleotides long. NCBI's taxonomy places the organism in Eukaryota, Metazoa, Chordata, Ascidiacea, Phlebobranchia, Cionidae. The record is from RefSeq and is a predicted model, not a curated record.
CAGUCAUGCGCGUCUGGCGCGAAAAUCUCGCGAUAAAAACAUUCAUAUACCCAAUGCUUAAAAUUAUACACUUUGUUUACUGAAGUAAAAGUAAUAGUUACAUAUCGUUGUAGCUUACAUUUUGUAUCAGUUACAAAUUCAAACAUGCCAGAAGAACACAAAGAUAGUGAGGCCGUAUACGACCCGAACAGUUUGCCAAGUCUUUUACCGAUUUACUACAAUUACAUUUUCCCAUACGGACCGUACUGCAAAUGGUUAUUCUACGGCAGUAAAACUGGUAGUGGCUCGCUUUUCGAAAAGCGAGAAUUCUCUUUCACUCUUCAAAAUGACAUUUACGUCCGAUACCAAUCUUUUGCAUCUGAAGCUGAGUUCAGGAAAGAACUGAAGAAAAUGAACCCAUACAAAAUUGAUAUUGGUGCCAUUUAUUCUGCUCCUCCAAAACACCGAAAUCGAGUUUCAGGUGGUUCAUUUAAACCACUCACUAAAGAACUUGUGUUUGAUAUUGAUAUGACAGAUUAUGAUGACGUAAGAAAAUGUUGUCAGGGGGCAGACAUUUGCAAAAAAUGUUGGACAUUAAUGUCAAUCGCGAUCAAAAUUUUAAACCGAGCCCUGAAAGAUGAUUUUGGGUUCAAACAUUUACUUUGGGUUUAUUCUGGAAGGAGGGGUGUCCAUUGCUGGGUGUGUGAUGAAAAAGCAAGGUCAUUGUCAGCACACGCACGUUCAUCAAUUGUUGAAUAUCUGAGUUUAAUUCAAGCAGGAAACCACGAGAAACGAGUAACAUUAAGGGACCCUGUACACCCCUAUAUCAGAAAUUGUCACCAAGUAAUACGUUCCUACUGGGAUAAAUACGCGAUAGAAGACCAAGGUUUUCUGGACGAAGACAAAGAUGUCGCAAAAGUCUUAAAACUUAUUUCUGACUUGGACGUGAGAGAAAAAGUGGAAAAACAGUUUGCGGGUAAAAAUUCUGCUGAGCGAUGGAAAAAGUUAAGAGAGACCUGCACUUCAACAUAUGAAUCUGACCCCAAAAGAAAUCGCAAACUCAGAUAUACUUCGCAUGAAAUAAUGAUGGAGUUCUGCUUUCCAAGGCUUGAUGUGAAUGUCAGUAAAGGAAUCAACCAUUUACUGAAAAGUCCAUUUUGUGUUCACCCAAAGACAGGACGAGUAUGUGUUCCGAUUGAUGUCUCAAGAGUUGACGAGUUUGACCCUUUUGCUGUGCCAACUAUAAGUGACUUGUGCACCCAAGUAGAAAAGAGUGAAAUUACUCCAAAUGAAAAGACCGAGACUCUUGAUACUGAAGUACAAGAGGCAGGAGAUUCCUCCAACACCAAGAAGUUGUUUAGAAAGACCUCCCUUCAAGAAUAUAUGAAACCAUUCGAUUCACUUCUUGAAAACCUCCAGAAAGAAGCAGCAAAACAAAACUUGAUUUUACAAAGUGAUUUGAAAGGCGAAUUUUAAACUGGAAGAUUUAGGCUUCACCUGGAAACUAAGAAAUCACAGUACUUGAAAAUAAAAGAUUGUAGACAUUACUUUUCUGGACAUAUUACUAAAAAAUCACAGUAUUUAUAAAUAAAAAAUCUGGACAUGU